GCAAGGUCACCCCCGGGAGAGCAUCGCCGGGAGGGCAGCGGGGGGACCCCCCGGGGUGGGUGCCCGGCCGGGUGAGGGGUGCCGGGGGUUUACGGGGGGUCUUCCCCCCUGCCGCGGUGCUGUGCCGUGCCGUGCCGUGCCGUGCCCGGUGCACGCUGCCUCCCGGCCCCCCCCCGGGCUGCGGAGCGCCGGGGCACCGCCUGGCCGCGGGGUGCCGGCUGGCCGGGCACGGGGAUGGUGCUGUGCGCCCUGCCCCGAGCCGGGCACUGCCGCCCCCUCCCCACGCCCACGCGGGGCCGCACACGCGUGUCCGUCCGUUCGUCCCCCCCCCCCCAACCGCCUCGCCCCCUUGGCUCCGCUCCCCGCCCCCCGCGGAGCCCGCAGUGGAGCUGCUCCGCGCGGGGGGUCCUCGCCCAGCGGUGGGGGGUCCCUGCCUGCCCCGGCACCUGGCGGGACGCGGGGGACAGUGGCGGAGGGGACAGGGCUCCGGUCACCCCGGGGGGGGGAUGGGGGGCACCCGGGGGGGCGCGGAAUGGGGUACGUGGGGCUGCGUCGGUGCUGGUGCAGCCGCGCACGGUCCGGAGCCCGGUGCGCCCCGUGUGCCCGCAGCCCCGGGGCCGGGACGCGGAGGGAGGAGGGGAAGCUGCCGUGCCGGGACCCCCCCCUUCGGCGGGCCGGGGGCUGCAGGGUGGGCGUGGGGGUGCCCGUGGUGAUGGUGGCUCCUGGCAGGUGUCACGUUAGCCUGGAAGUGGCGGCUGCAGACAAAGGACCGAGCAGGGGGAGGGGAGCUGCGCCCGAGCUGGACGUGCGCUCUGCUGGGGGCCCCGGGGCGGGGGGGGGCUCCUAUGCACCCGGGGGUCCCGGCCACCACCCUCCUGCCACCACCGCAGACAUCCCCUCGCCUGGCCUCGGUGCGCCAGGCGGGCACGGUGGCACCUGGGUGGGCUGAGCGGGUACGCACCCCAACAGCAUGGGGGGGCUGCAGCCCCCGUGCUACCCACACGCAUCCUUCCUGGCUGGGCACCACGGGGACUCUGUGCCCAGUGCUCCCAGCACGGCCCCGUCUGCCGAGGGAUGCUGCAGGGCUGAGCACGGUGGGUGGCACGCUGCCGCCCUUGGGGUGCAGCCCCCGCGGGUGCAGAGGACCCCGUAUGCAGGGCGCUGUGGGCACCAGCACCCAGCCGGGCAGGGAGCGCGGCCGUCCCCACGUUGACCCACAGACGGAGGGUGGUGGGACGGUGGGUGCGCCCCGUGCCGGGUGUGCGGAGGGAAAAACGGGGAGCCGGGGGGGGUGGCGGUGCCAGUGCUGGCUCGGGGCAGUGCGGUGCAGGAGCUCGCCCACCGCUGCCGCUCGCUUGGCAGGCAGCUCACAGCCGGCCGCGGCGCGACCGAUCCCAGCCACCUGCACGGCUGCUGCUCGGCACAGACAUGGUGGGGCUGGGCCUCGGUGCUCUGGGUGCUUCUCCAGCCCGGCACGGCACGGCACGGCAUGGCAUGGCACAGCGUCCCUUCCCCAGGGAUGUGAGGCACAGGUGCAGGACAGGGGAACCCAGGUGUCCGGGCAGGGGGCCCUGCCUGCAGCCGUGGAGCGCUGUCUCCGGACCUUGCUGUGCUCCCAGUGCCUGCGGGGAUGGGCAGGAGCAGAGCCACGGGCAGCACGGUGCUGAGGUGCCAGGGCUGCACCGCUCAGCUGCUGCUCUGGUGGGUGGCAGGGACACAGGGGCAGAAUCCUGCCCUGAAGCUACCCCGGCCCAUCACUGCCUGAGGACCCUCCCCUUUCCCCUUCCCCUUCGCAUCUACAGCAGCUGGCGCUCACCCCCCCGAUUCAUCCAGGCCCUAGUGCACCCCCUGCCCCCAGGGCACACCCCCGUCACACCGACAUCCCAGGGGACACAGGGACUGGGGGCAGCUGGGGACUGGGGGCACGGCUCCUAUCAUACAUUGAGCCAGCAGUGCCGCCAGCUUCACCCGGCUUCCAGAGCCCCCCUGGCUCCACAGGGCACCCCCAGAGCACUGCACCCCCGUCCUUGCAGCCCCCCCCAGCUCGCUGCAUCCCACGGCAGGCUCAGCACCGGGCUCAGCACCGGGGCAGGCAGGAGGGCAGGGCGCCGGGCAGGGCUGGCGCGCGCGGGGCGGCCGGGAAGCUGCCGUGCCAGCUGUCAGCGCGAGCGCGGCAGACGCAGCCUGCCCAGGGCUGUUUGUUCUGGCUCGGUGCCACGUGGGGCUGGCACUACAUCAAACCUGGCGGAGCCUGGCAGGUGCUUGCAGGAGGGGACCGGGGCGCUGCCGGUGCCGCUUGGGGCUGGGCACCUUCGCAGUCACCCCUGGCACCUCGCAGCCGUGGGCGCACCCGGGGUCCGGUGUCCCCCGGGGAUGAUGGCACCGUGCGUGUCCCACCCUGCCCUGCACCCUCGGUGCCAGCACUGCUCUGGCUGUCGGCAAUAUCGCUGCUCCUGCAGGUCGAGUGUCUGCCCGCCGGCAGGAUGGGGUGGGCUGGCUCCAGACGGGGCCCCCCUCCUGGCCAGCCCUGGCUGCUCUGCAGUUGUGGUGUGCUGGAGCUGCUGGUCACAGCCGUGGGGCACGGGGCUGUGGGUGGGAUGGGGCCGGACCCCGGUGCCUGGGACCGUGGUGGGGCCAGAGGGACCUUCCCCGGCCUCCCACCUGGCUCCCUCCCGCUGCGGCCGGGCACCCAGCGCUGAGGGUGACCUUGACGCUCCUCCCGGCGGGGACAGAGUGCGGUCAGAGCGUUUGCUCUUCACUGUCAAUUAGAGGAGAGCCAGAAAAGCCACUCAGCUCCCCCGGGCCGGGUCCCAACCCCACCACAGCCUGGACCAGGGCAGCCCCCAGACACCGCAUCGCACCGGGCCCCUCUCCCCGUGCAGCGCUCCGACCGCUGCUUGUUGGGGCUGGCACGGCUUGGCACGGGUCCUGCCGGGGGGGGCUGGGGCUGGGACCGGGGGACUUGGUGGGCACCAGGGGCUGGCUGGGAGCAGAGCUCUGUGCUAUGAGGCAGCGGGGCCGAGGGAGGCUCUGGGGUGCCCUGGGUGCCCAACGCUGGCUGCAGGGGCUGGUGGCACCCGGAGCUGGUGGCACCCGGAGCUGGUCCGCAGGGAGGUGAGAGGCUGCUGCCCCCUGCUGCUUUGCUGGCACCCCGCUGUCCCUCAAACCCGGCCGUGGGGCGGCGUGGUGGAGGCGUGGGCAUGGUUGGGACCACGCACCUCGGCAGCCCCGUUGGCGGGCGCUGGGGCGGCGCGAGGGUGCAGCCCGCGGAGCUGUGCCCGCGCUGGCACAUGCUAAUUGCAUGUAAUGGGGAGAGUGUUAUCAGCUAAAAUCCGUAAUUAGGCAGUUCCAUUGUCAUGCAAACCCGCCUGACUAAUUCAUUCAUAACAACCGCACGCUUAAUCAGCGCCCAGACGCUGCCACGCGCUCGCCGGGAGCCGGGCACCCUGCGGCCCCCACGCAGGCACCGCAGCGCCACGGGACAUGGCCGUGGGGCUGGCACCCGUGGGGUGCACGCCGGGGUCUCACGUGGCCAUCCUGUGGGGUGGUGCCUGGCACUGGGACGCUGGGGCACGCUGUCAGGGCAGGGAGUGGCACCGUGCCCAUGGCACACGGCCGUGCCCUGCAGCACUCGGGGAUGUGUUGGCGCCCUGUGCCCGUUGUCCCCACUGCCCGGGGCUUGCCGCACACCAGACUGGCCCGGAGCCGGGCUGCGCUGCCCGGCCUUGGUGUCCGACCCUGCUGGCUCACUGCCCGGCUGGAGCUGGCACCGGUGCCCGGCUGGCAUCUCUGCGCGGUGCCACUUCAGCACCCGCCAAAGGGGACCCCGUGCCCGGGCUGCGUGGGGCACACGGGGCCGGCACCCCCAGGCUCUCCACGGCAGGACCGGCGUCCUCCACCCCCCAGCACCCGCCUUUUUCCCUCGUUUAGGCGGGCGCAAUCAGCAGCAAUUAUUGCUUUAAUUACCUGCUGCCGGGGCGCAGGCCGGGCGCCUGCGAAGUGCGAGGAAAUCUUUCAUUUUAAUGGAGUGCCAGGCCUGGCGCGGGCCGCGAUUUAUGGGGCUCCAGCUGGGGAUUUAAUUUGCUGGCUGCAAUGCCCGCGGUGAUGCGGGGAGGUCCCCGGGGGGGGCACAGCCGGCGGAGGCAGGGGCUGGCACCCAGGUCCCCACCCCACACGGUGCCGGGGGUGGCCGCGGGGCUGCGGGCAGGGGACAGGGGUGGCACGGCGAGCUGGCGGCACGGGGCCGGCGCUGCUGCGGCCGCCCGCGGGCAGGCUCUCCUCGCCAAGAACACGCUGACCUUCCCCGCGUCUCUUCGCAGCAGGCACCGGCGUGCAGCGCUCAGCACCGCCGGGGAGCUCGGAACCGGUGCUGAGAGCAGGAUCAGUCCGUUGAGGAGCAGCGUGGCAAGGCCAGGGGGUGGGGGGCACGGCCCCGGGGUGGGGAUGUGAUGGGUGCUUGCGGGGUCCCCUCCCCAUUGGGGCACCCCGCUGUCUCACCCUGCCCAGCACACCCGGUGUUUGGUGCUGGGGGGCUCUGGUGCUACAUGGAGGGGCCCCCAGGGGUGGCAGCACCCGGGGGGCGCAGGGAGCAGCGGGGGCUGCGCAUGGCAGGGCCGGGUGCCCACAUCCCCCUGGGAGGGCAGGGGGUGGCCAGCCCCACAGCACCCCGUCUGCACCCCGAGUUUCCCCGGCACGCUGCCCCUUUGUUAGGCCCGCCGCCGCGCUCGUUAGCCCACGUGGGUGGGGGAUAAUUGAUAAUAAAGCCCCGCUUAAUGCACUAGGUUUACCGGCGGUGAUUUAUCGGCGCUGGUAGCGCGCCGCCGUCCCAAUUACCCGCUCCGCUGCCGAGACAGCGGCUGGCCGGGGCCGUGACGAGCGGGACCAGCACCCCUCUGUCCCCCCCCCGGUCCCCGUGUCCCCCAUCCUCCCGAAGUUAGGCGGCUCCCUUUGCCAAGGUGACAUAAGCAUCUCGCCUGUUUCCAUGGCGACGCAGCGGCAGGUGAGCGGAGAGGCCGCGCGGUGUGGGAGCCCGGCACAGCGCCGCGUGGGGGGCCCGAUGGUGCCCACGCUGCACGGGGUGCCCACGGCCGGUGGGGUGCCCGCGGUCUGUGGGACGCCCGCAGUACGUGGGGGUGGCCGUGGUGUGCCUGGGGGGCACGCUGGGUUUGGGGUGGCCGUGCCGUGGGGGGCCCGUGGUGCAUUGGAGAGAGCCACGAGGUGCUUGGGGUGCCCAUGGGGUUUGGGGGCCGCACACCGUGGUCCCUCUGCUCCCUUGUCAGGGUUCCAGGCCAGCUCCGUCCCACAGCCCUGCCCGUGGCUGAACCCAUCGGUGCCUCGACCAGGUCACCCCAUGGCAGAGCCACACCGGUGCUCAGCACGGUGCUAAGCAGCAGGAUGGCAUCCCUCUGGGGGCUCCGCGGGUCGGCCUUGCGCUCGGUGCCCGUCCCACCGUGCCAAAAGGCUCCUGGCAGCCCCGUUGGGUGCAGGGCCGGGGGGGGGGCUCCUGGCCAUGCUGCACCCACCCGUGGUGCUGUCGCCCUGCACCCCUCUGCUCGGCCACGACAGGCAGUGCCCGGCUCAGCGCCCUCCGUGCUCGUUCCGCACGUGAUUAAGAGGCAGGGCCCUGGAGCGCCGCGAGCCCGUUAACCCGCGUGCCAGCCGCAGCCCGGCAGCUUUAUUGCUGUGCAGAGCAACCCGCUCAGUUCAGAAAUAAAGCCGUUGGGGCUGGGUUGCCUUCCUGCCCAUCGCAGCCCCCCCGGCACAGCGUGGGGCCCCACGUGCUGGCACCCAGGGGCACACAGGAAGGAGGCAGCAGCACGAUGGGUGCCGUGGGGUGGGCCACGGGGGCUGCAGUGUCCCGCGUCACCGCCGGCACGCGUCGGGGGGACACGCAGCCCCUGCCCGUGCCGUGACCCCCCAGGCUGCAGCUGGGGGUGGGUGUCAUUAAACCGGUGAAAUAUGAAAUGCCUGUGUAUCCCGGACAGGGGUUUUAAUUAAAUUAAUUGCUAGCGACAUUGUAAAAGUGCUGAUGGGGUAAUAACUGGCACGUUAUGGUGGCCGUUUAUCUUCGCCGCGUAAAUGAGCUGCCGCACCUUGCCCGUCCCGCUGGGCACCGCGGCCGGGCUUGCUCAGCGCCCGCACCAUGGCCCGGAGGGGCCUGAUCCAGCCGGAGGGGGGGGCAGCGAGGCACGGAGCCCCCCGGGACACUCAGCCAGGGCCCAAGGGAUGCCCGUGUCCCCCGUGUCCCCGCUGGGCAGGCGGCACUGCCCCGGGUGGGCAGGGGGAUCCCAGGGCUGGCGGCGAGUUGGGGGCACGGCGGGCGCGCAGGGGGCGGCAGGCGGUUGCCAAACGAAGGCACUUAAUUACUGCGCAUUCCAUCCCAUUUAAUUGCUUAUUAAAUCCUAACCAGCCAAUUAGCAGCAGCAAUUACAGCUUCAUUCAGUGACACAAUCGCUAUUUUAUCGUUUGUUAAUCAAAUGCUUAUUUAGGGCCCUGUUUUAUUAACUCUUUCCACAGCGGGCGCCCGCGUGGGGCGGGAGGAGCGGGGGCGCCGGCUGCGGGGGCACGCGGCCGCCUGCAGGGCUGGGGGACGCAGCCACCACCACGUGCCACGUCCCCAGCGCUGCUGUCCCCGCGGGGUCCCUGCCCUUAUGGUGGCUG
Molecule: messenger RNA, 6660 nt
Organism: Oxyura jamaicensis (ruddy duck)
Lineage: Eukaryota; Metazoa; Chordata; Aves; Anseriformes; Anatidae
Exons: 2
Coding region: 1429-2769 (446 amino acids)
Source: RefSeq, a predicted model, not a curated record